UUCCCAGGGAAAAGUCGAAUACGAAUAGCCAAAAUCCUUAUUCGUGUCCAGCCCUAGUUGCCAGGGUAUAUACAUUUCUUCAAAACCUAUCCGACAAUUCUAUUGAAACCUUCUUCUCUUUUAUUCAGCAUCUUCAAGUCAAAGUUGCCUCAAGUCUUAUAUAAGCGUUUGUGGACGUCGUCAAAGGUUAUAUCUGAGCAAGGUAUCACGGACUCCAUCAGUUGUCAAUUGUAUUCAAUCCACGCCCUGUGGAACAGGGUCACACGCCCUUUGACACGAUGGAUACAAUGGAGCACUUCGAAUCAAUGCCUCAAAUGGAAAACUAUUUUGAUUUCCAGCAAGCCGCAAUUCCUGAAGACAGUAUUCUUCCCGAUCCAAUUGUUCAGGUCGCUGAGGUUCCUCGUUCGACCAACCCUUGCCCGUCGCAUCCAAACAACAACUGUAUAUGCCACGGGUUCUUGGACGAUUUCCUUCCUGACCCGGUACUCGAACUCGAGCCAGAGACGACUGGUCUAGCAGAUCAAGGUGAAGGCUUCCAGGACUUCUCCGCCUUCCUUCCCCGAUAUUCCAAGCCAGAGGACUGUUGCGGUUACUGCCGUGAAAAAAACAUGGAGUGCUUCUUCACUUACGAGGGCCAGGCCAGCUGCUCUCCCUGCAAUGCCUUGUUCCGGCCUUGUAGCUUCAAUGCCCACAACGAAGGGAUGGAUAUGCCUCAAAGGGGCCGUAAUCGGAGUGUAAUGGACACAUUACACUUGGUGCCUGAAGAUGUGUGCCAAGAAGCAGGAGCAUUGACAGGAAUCGUUGCCUUGAGAUCUUGGAAUCGAGCUGGAGUGGAUGCUCAGAAUGUGGACGCCCAGCCGAAGGGGAAGAAUGGGAUGAGGUUCUCCCGAAGUGCCCUCAAGAUCUUGAAAGAUUGGAUGGCCGAACAUCGCACUCAUCCAUAUCCCACCGAGGAAGAGAAGGCCGAGCUAGCGGCUAGGACUGAUCUUUUACCAGCUCAGAUCUCUAACUGGAUGGCCAACACCAGGAGAAGAACAAAAACCAAACAGCGAGGGGUUUCCCCAAGUAUCAGGUCGCCGAUACCACCGUCACUAUCACAGUCACCAAGCUCUGCCAUCAACAUCCGCCCCAACGCCGAUGGUAUCACGCAUAGUACCAAAUGGGAGCGCAUGAAUCCCCUAGAGAGAUGGAAGCACUCUCCUCCUGAGAACGAACCUGCAGCAGUUGCUGAUAUCGCCACCGCCGUCGCUCAGUCGUUCUACCAGCCCUUCGAAGUUGGUGAAAUCGCACCUAUUAGGCAGGCGCAACUCGAUUCCACCUCGAAUGGGUCCACCAGUCUCUCUAAACACCGUCCCCGAUCCACUACCUCUCAUGGAACCGGACCCUCCUGGUCUGCCCUCUCCAGUGGCUCCCACUCUAGAUCCCACGGUUCGGGGUCCGCCUACUCCUAUGGCUCCCGCAACUCCUUCGGCAGCUUCGGGAGCGGCAUCGCGAAGAAAGAACGCCGCCGACGCCGACGCCCCGCCACCAAGCCCCUCAAAACCAACGACGAAGAUAACCGCCCCUUCCAAUGCACCUUCUGCACCGACAAAUUCAAAUCCAAAUACGAUUGGACCCGCCAUGAGAAAUCCCUGCACCUUUCCCUCGAGAAAUGGAUUUGCGGGCCCCUCGGCGAAGUCGUCACCGAUUCCGCCACCGGCGUCCACCGCUGCGUCUACUGCGACACUCUUAACCCCGACCGUGCACACCUGGACACUCACAACCACCGCGCCUGUGAAGAAAAGGGGCUAGAGUCCCGCACGUUCUACCGAAAAGACCAUCUCCGUCAACACCUUCGCCUCAUGCACGGCUGCAAGCUGAUCCCCUCCAUGGAGUCCUGGAAAUCCGAAAACGGCAACGUCCGCUCCCGCUGCGGCUUCUGCGACCUGUACUUCGAAUCCUGGUCCGCACGCAACGAGCACCUCUCCAAACACUUCCGCGCCGGCGCCAAGAUGGUCGAGUGGAAAAGCUGCCGCGGCUUCGACUGCCAUGUCGCCGCUAUGGUCACCAACGCCAUGCCGCCGUACCUCAUCGGCAACGAGUCUAUUUCUCUCAACCCCUUCAGCGCCACCACCAACCCCACCACCCAAUAUCACCACGCGAGCAAGGACUACAUCCCGAUCCACAUCGACGGUGUCGCAUAUCCCAUGGAGGGCGCCUUCCCAGAGGACUUGGGGAUGCCGACUAAGUUCGCCUCCACACCCUCGGGGACCACCGGGACUGGCCACGCGUCCGGCUCGGGAUCGGGCUCCUCGCCCGCCAGCGGGUUCCGAGACGCGCAUCUCCAGCCUAUAGCGCAGCGCGGGGUGCCGCUAGGUGCGACGUGCUGGGAGAUCCUAACGAUACGGCUAGGGAAGUUCGUGCGGGAGAUGCAGAUCGCCGAUCCCGGCGUGCAGUUCACGGACAAGCUGCUGCAGAAGCAGGCGCGGUUCAUCCUGUACGAGGAGGAGGAUGAUUGGAACCAGACGCCGGCGGACAACGAGGAGUGGUUGGAGUUGUUCAAGAAGGCGCAUGGGUUGAUACCGGGGACGUUUGCGCAGGAAGAUUGGUUGGAGGACUUGGGAGCGGAGGCGGAGGAGCUGAGGUUUGAUGGCGUAUUUGACAUGGAGGGGUUCGGUGACGAGGGGAAUUCGUUUGCGAUGUCUUAGUGAAUGGAGACUGGAGAAGUACGAACGCGAUUCGAUGACAUCGUUUCAACACCAUUUCGGAUGCCUCCAUCAUGAGUUAUGAGGCUGCAUUUUCGGGGUUCGUUUCAUAGCAGGGAAAACAGUCAACGUAGUUAGGAGCAAAUGGACGAUGGG
Molecule: messenger RNA, 2840 nt
Organism: Eremomyces bilateralis CBS 781.70
Lineage: Eukaryota; Fungi; Ascomycota; Dothideomycetes; Eremomycetales; Eremomycetaceae
Exons: 2
Coding region: 306-2687 (793 amino acids)
Biological process (GO): regulation of DNA-templated transcription
Molecular function (GO): DNA binding
Source: RefSeq, a predicted model, not a curated record